GUUCCUUCUCUCUGUCUGGUUAACAGAGCAACCUGAGAUCCAAUCACGUUCAUUCAUUUCAUUCUUUUGCACCGUUCGCAACACGAAGAAAGAACGAACACUAUGUCUGCGACGAUGGUGGCGCAUUCGAGUUCUUGGGCCAGAGCGCUCGUCGCGAUCUCGCCCUACACCUUCUCCGCCAUCGGCAUCGCCGUCGCAAUCGGCGUCUCCGUCCUCGGCGCCGCCUGGGGGAUUUACAUCACCGGUAGUAGCUUGAUCGGCGCUGCAAUUAAGGCUCCUCGAAUCACUUCCAAAAAUCUCAUUAGUGUAAUCUUCUGUGAAGCUGUUGCUAUAUAUGGUGUUAUUGUGGCUAUUAUUCUUCAAACAAAAUUAGAAAGUGUUCCUACAGCAAGUAUCUAUGCACCAGAGUCUCUGAGGGCUGGAUAUGCAAUCUUUGCUUCAGGACUAAUAGUGGGCUUCGCAAAUCUUGUUUGUGGGUUGUGUGUAGGAAUAAUUGGAAGCAGCUGUGCAUUGUCUGAUGCCCAGAACUCUUCCCUCUUUGUGAAAAUUCUUGUGAUUGAGAUCUUUGGUAGCGCACUUGGGCUAUUUGGAGUUAUUGUUGGAAUUAUUAUGUCAGCUCAAGCAACAUGGCCAUCAAAAGUUUAGUUUCCCUUGUAUCAGAAUGUGGUGUGGGAAUGCAAUUAUGGUAGAGCGCCAUGUAUCUUGUGUACUGCCAGGGAUUAAAAUUUUCUGUUUCCUGUUGGUAGAAAUGUAAAAUCCAGCGUAAUAGCUUGCCUCCAUUACUACUUUAGGCUGUAUUAUUUACCAAUGAGUUGUUAGAAGGUCUUGUGUAUCAUCAGAUAUAUCGCUCUGUUGGUUGAAUUUCAAUAUUUUUGGACGACUAAAUCUUUCAUUAAUUAAUAAGAAAAGUGAAUUUAUUUGGGCUUGUGAAUAAAGUCAACAAGCAGUUUUGUGGAA
Molecule: messenger RNA, 957 nt
Organism: Cajanus cajan (pigeon pea)
Lineage: Eukaryota; Viridiplantae; Streptophyta; Magnoliopsida; Fabales; Fabaceae
Product: V-type proton ATPase subunit c''2
Biological process (GO): proton transmembrane transport
Cellular component (GO): proton-transporting V-type ATPase, V0 domain
Molecular function (GO): proton-transporting ATPase activity, rotational mechanism
Source: RefSeq, a predicted model, not a curated record